AUGUGGGGGGAUGUGAACGUCGUAGACAAUUCUGGAGGAGUCAACGUGGUUGACUACAAUCCUUCUGAAGUCCAAGUGGUAGAUAACAAUGACUCCGGAGUCAUUGUAGUCGACAAUAACGACUCGGAAGUCCAGGUGGUCGACAAUAACGACUCGGGAGUCCAGGUGGUCGACAAUAACGACUCGGGAGUCCAGGUGGUCGAUAAUAACGAGUCGGGAGUUCAAGUGGUUGACAAUAACGAAUCAGGAGUCAUAGUGGUGGAUAACAGCGAUGAUUGGGAUACACUUCGU
Brenthis ino (lesser marbled fritillary) is the source of this 291-nucleotide messenger RNA. The record is from the annotation of a GenBank genome assembly. Lineage: Eukaryota; Metazoa; Arthropoda; Insecta; Lepidoptera; Nymphalidae.